CGGCCGUUUGGGAGGAGCUAUCUCAUAACAGUAAAAGCCUUUUUAGAUUAAAAAAGAUUCAGCGUCGGCAAUAAUAGCAAUCUUUUUUUUUAAAUAAUAUUAUCUUUAAUUUGGGGCGACGGACACUUCAGACAAUCAAAAAGGCAGCAGAAUGAGCAACUAAAAUCCGCCACAAUAUGUCUGCAUGUCCCUGUUUUGUGUCAUUUUAGUGUUCACUCCUUCUUCUUCAUCAUCUGCGUCUUUUCAGUCGUCGUCUGAAUCUGCUACAAACUGAGACGCGCCAGCUACACCACAACAACAACAACAUAUGUGCGUAAAAAAAAAUCUCCACAACAAUGUAAACAAUGGUUUAACGAACAUAUUUCGUCUACACUUUGAACCACCGCUCUCUGCUCAGCUGGUAGAAGAAGAUGAGCCUUUUCUCCUCGCUUGAGGAGGCUUCGCUGCUGUGUGGGGGUUACAUCCUGUUUCCUGUGUUUGUAAACUAGACGGGCUGGAAAACGUCGGGCGAGUGGACCUGAAAGUUUUAAUGCUAGAUGAGUGAGGUGGGUGUGGCUUCCCACCAGCCCGACCAUCCUGACUGACGGAUCUCUGGAUGACCUUGUCCCCACCCCUGUCCCUGCGCUCACAUACACCACAGCAAUGUCACAUCUGCCCAGCAGCUCAGUCCGCGACCAUAUGAAAUGGGCAGGGCUGCUUGGCUGCGAGGCUGUCCUCUCCAGCAUGGCUCUGAUGCAGGCCAGUUCCAUGGCUGCUCCUCCCAAAAAAAUGAUGGCCCCCCUUGGCCAUGGACCACCACAGAGAGAGGGACCUGACCGCGCUCCCCAGGGCCAUAUGAUCCUUCCAUCUGGAAUGAGCUGUCCACCCCUGGUUAGGACCCACUUCGGAAAUCUUAUCCGGAAGGAAGGUGAAUUCCAAGCUCCCCGCCUGCUGGACGAGAAGGAGAUGAGGGCCAACGAGGACAUGCAGCAGAAAAAAAAGAAUAGGAAAUCAGUAACGCCCUGCAAAGUGAGAGAACAAGAAGGACGGGGGGGGAAGGGGACAGGUGGAGAUGAGAAUGGUCCGUCAUCCAAAGUACAGAAAAACUUUAUUUGUGAUCACUGUUAUGGAGCAUUUAGGAGCGGAUACCACCUGAAGAGACAUAUCCUCAUUCAUACAGGGGAGAAGCCGUAUGCUUGUGCCGUAUGUGACAUGAGGUUUAUUCAGCGUUACCACCUGGAGAGACACAGCCUCAUUCACACGGGGGUGAAGCCGUACGCUUGUUCCAUGUGUGACAUGAGGUUUUUCCAGCGUUACCACCUGGAGAGACACAGACUCACUCAUACGGGGGUGAAGCCGUACGCUUGCUCCAUGUGUGACAUGAGAUUCUUCCAACGUUACCAUCUGGCAAGACACAGCCUCACUCAUACUGGGGUGAAGCCGUACGCUUGCUCCAUGUGUGACAUGAGAUUUUUCCAACGCUACCACUUGGCAAGACACAGCCUCACUCACACGGGGGUGAAGCCAUAUGCUUGCUCCAUGUGUGAUAUGAGAUUUUUCCAGAGAUACCACCUGGCAAGACACACUCUCACCCAUACGGGGGUGAAGCCGUACGCUUGCUCCAUGUGUGACAUGAGGUUCUUCCAGCGUUACCAUUUGGCAAGACACAGCCUCACUCAUACUGGUGUGAAACCUUAUGCUUGUACCAUGUGUGACAUGAGGUUUAUACAACGUUACCAGCUGGAGAGACACAGUCUUACUCAUACGGGGGUGAAGCCGUACGCUUGCACCAUGUGUGACAAGAGGUUUUUUCAGCGCUACCACCUGGCGAGACACAGCCUCACUCAUAUGGGAGUGAAACCUUAUGCUUGCACCAUGUGUGACAUGAAGUUUUUUCAGCGUUACCACCUGGCGAGACACAGCCUCACUCAUACGGGUGUGAAACCUUAUGCUUGCACCAUGUGUGACAAGAGGUUUUUUCAGCGCUACCACCUGGCGAGACACAGCCUCACUCAUAUGGGUGUGAAACCUUUUGCUUGCACCAUGUGUGACAUGAGGUUUGUUCAGCGUUACCACCUGGCGAGACACAGCCUCACUCAUACGGGUGUGAAACCUUAUGCUUGCACCAUGUGUGACAAGAGGUUUUUUCAGCGCUACCACCUGACAAGACACAGCCUCACUCAUUUGGGUGUGAAACCUUUUGCUUGCACCAUGUGUGACAUGAGGUUUGUUCAGCGUUACCACCUGGCGAGACACAGCCUCACUCAUACGGGGGUGAAGCCGUAUGCUUGUUCCAUGUGUGACAUGAGGUUUAUUCAGCGUAACCACCUGGAGAGACACAGCCUCACUCAUACGGGAGAGAAGCCGUUUGCUUGUGACAUGUGUGAUAUGAGGUUUAUCCAGCGCUACCACCUUGAGAGACACAAGCGUGUCCAUAGUGGGGAGAAGCCUUACCAGUGUGAGCGGUGCCAGCAGAACUUUUCACGGACAGACCGGCUGUUGCGACAUCGGCGGUUGUGCCAGGGUCGCGGCGUAGCCAAAGUCGAGAACCAGCCAUGCUGCGAACCCCGCCCGUACGCCCAGGAACCCCCGCCCGCACCCCCGACCUGGAGCCCCCUGCACCCCCCUCCAGGCCGACUGGCGGUCUGACAUUCCACCUUCCCUCCGCCCACAAUACCGCCAGAGAUGGGACAAGCCACAGGGUUUCUUUUCCUCAGCGCGGUGCCGAGUGACGCCACACUCUAGCACCGACUGAUCUUGCAGCUCCACUCUUGGGAUUUACUAAUGACGGAGUGACAGUUGUGUUUUUUGUUUUGUUGACUUUUUACUGUGUUUCCUUUUACUCCCCCUGUUUUUUUUAAAGACGAGACUUUUCUGUGAUGAACAGUUGUCCUGUUUUGUACUUAAUCUAUUUGAUUUUUUUGCAACAAAAAAAAGAAAAAAAAAGUUUUUAUUGUUGUUCAAAUAUAUCUGCAUUCGGUGGUACUCGGGGGGGAGGGGCUGUGGGUAUUGUUAAUCCGGACGUGUUUGCAACGAAAUGGGAUGAAGUGGUGAGGAAAAGUAUUUGAGCUUCUUUCUAAUUUUUUCACGUGGCUCAUUUUGACUUAAAAAGUUCGUCACUUAGGUCAGAAUUCAUCAAACUGAACUUUCCUUCCGGGUAAAGCAAGGAACCCACUUUAACAUCUUGCGUAGACCAGAUGGUGCUUGCCGUUGUCGCUAAGAUAGUGCUAAGCAUUAAGACAUGUCACCCAAAGCAGUGUUUGGUCUAAUCAUGAUUUCAACAAUAGUAUUUACCUGAAUUCAUCAACACAUGAGGUACAGUUUUAAUGAUUACUUUGUGUAAAUAAUUGAAAAUGCUUAUUAUUUCACUAAUGGACUUAAGUGUUGAAUUUUUUCUGUUCACAAAAUGGGCCAAAAACAACCCGAUCAUUAGAAAUUGUUUCAAAUAUGGUCUUUUCUCACCGUUUCAGAGAAAUCCUGAGGAAACCUGACUAACUUUAAGUGUUUAUUUAAAAAAAACAAAAAAAAAAAAACGGUAAUAUCAAACAUUGCUUCAUAACUGUAAACCUGGACAUUGAAGAAGUGGAGGAAGAGAGAGAGCCGGCAGUGGACUGUGCUCUGUGUCAGACAUGAAGGCUCUCGUGCUCUGUGGUGUGUGUGUGUGUGUGUGUGUGUGUGUGUGUGACGUGCUGAUGACUCAGGUAAAGGCACCGGACGGCGGCCUCGGCAAGUCGUCCUCCCACCCUUGCCGAGAGUCACGCCGUAGUAAGUUCAGCUGUGUGUGUAUAUACGGUGUAUAUGCAGAGAUCUCCAGUACUUCACAGAACAGCGUCUCGACUGGCUCUGCCCAUGGACUCUGGUCUGAAACAGCACAGGUUGGCCUCUUGAAGUCCCAUCAUGUCUGUACAGUUACUCUCAUUGUGAGAUUAGUGGGGGAUACAAAAUAUUGUGGCCUUAGUGUGUUUUUUUUUCUUUUCAUUUGCCUUUUUUCUCAACCGUUUAUUAUUGUGGAUCGAUGUAUUUACUAAGACGAGGAAGCCUUUCAUCAUCAUCGUAUGUUUUGUUUUUUAUCCUAAAGCUGUCCUGGUUACAGAAUGUUGACGGCUUCAGUGGCGCUAAAACAAACUAACGUGUUCUCCAGACGAGGGAGAGGUUGUCUUUUGAUGAUGAAUAUUUUGGGUCAUUGUUACUGAUUUCAGUGUAACACAGUAUGUAAUCCUGAAGCAGCCCCCCCCCCCCCCCCCAUUGAGUCUGUCAGCAGUGCUCCAUUGUUUCCCACUGCAGUGCUUUGGCUGGUCGCACACCAGAGCAGACUCUACUACACACUAAUGAUUGCCUUUUUUAUCCAAAUAUUAUGUGGUUGGUGUGUAAUAAUGGACGUCUGACAUGUCAUUGGGUUUAGCCUUAAGUAAGUGCGGAUACACAAAUAAUCAUUGUAGUACUAAAUGAUGUAACGAAGGAUUUCCUUUACCUAUGACGAGCUGUGGUCGUGCUGUGUAGAGGUCUAUGACGGUCCGACAGCAGAGAGACUGUUGAUCACGGCCAUUGUGCUGCCUGUUGAAAAAGUUUCUCAAACUUGAUCCUUUCUGCCAACUGGUGCCCAAACUUUUCUGUUUACGCCAGAAAUGUCAGCGCUAGGUGGGAGGAUUAGUCUGCUAGUCUGAACAUACACGGACCCAUCAAGACAUCAGCAAGUAACCAAAACCAUCACCGUGGAUUUUAGGGGAAAAGAGGGUUUUAAUUUAGUUUAAAGUUCCAGAUAGGAUUCAGUGAAUGCCGAUGGAAUCUCAGUGCGUUAUCUGGUCUCUGAUUUCUAAGAUGAACAGAUAUUUGUGUUGGAUACAAGAAGCCGAUUACGGCGUUAUGUGAUAUUUUACCGAAAGUAUUAUUGGGAGGAUUUUUUAUUAUUUUUUUUUAAAUGGUCCAUUGAUAUCAAGGCAAAGUUGUAAUUGUGUAAAGAGGAUUCAGUUUAAAGUUUUUAAGUUAAACCCAGUGGCAGCAAAGGGGCCAAGUUUGAGAAAUGCUUUAAUCUGCUCUGCAAACACUUUUCCAGAUGUGUGGAGGGGAUACUGCUGGUGCGAGCACAUACUACAACGGCUGAAGGGCAAUACAGUAUAUAGUUGACAUCACUUGUUAAUACCUUUUUGACUUAUUGUUUUUAGUAAUAUCAAUCUCAUUGUUAAACUGCAAUAGAAUCCUUCAGUCUCAGAUCGUUUGUAAGAUUGAGGUUUAAUUUUCCCGACCGAUCCGAGGAUUUCUUUGUCUGAGAAGUUCUCAUCACAUUUUGAUGAUUGUUUCAAUGACCUUUUUUAUUCUGAUGAACUUGUAAACACUGGAGUGACGGGGAAAAAAAAGACAAAAAAAAAAUAUUUUUCCUUCAGACUGUACUAGGUUUUAGGUUUUAGACUAAGCCUAUUUCUCCUCAACGUGACACAGAAGGUGGACAGAACAAUUUGGAUCAGUACAGUUGAGAGCCCGGUAUGUUUGGUAAUUUUGACAUUAGAGACGGUAGUACCUCAAGAAAAUGUUUUCUUUCUUAUACGAAGUCCCUGGUAUUUGUAGUAAAUUAUAUUGAUAAUGGUAUUAGAUGAACAACAGCAUAACAGUAGCUAUCACAGAUUAGUUGUUUUCUUUUAUUAGUCUUGCAUGCAGAGUUAUGGUCCUCAGUUAAGAUAGGAUCUUGAUAUUGAUUAUUUUGUGUAGGAAAAUGAGUGCAUAAGAAUAACUUCCUAAAAAAAUAUUACAAUGAUUAUUGUAAAAUGGGCUAACUAAUAUGUACCCUUGUGAUCCAAUUAGUUUCAACUAUAUGAAAAUCAGAGGAGAGGCUUCUUAUUAUGCUGAAAUAAAAGAAUUUGUAAAGGA
Anarrhichthys ocellatus (wolf-eel) is the source of this 5841-nucleotide messenger RNA. It is a transcript of the gene znf740a, whose product is annotated as zinc finger protein 740a. The transcript has 21 exons. Bases 643 to 2628 code for a protein of 661 amino acids. Gene Ontology annotation, cellular component: nucleus; nucleoplasm. Lineage: Eukaryota; Metazoa; Chordata; Actinopteri; Perciformes; Anarhichadidae. The record is from RefSeq and is a predicted model, not a curated record. Gene Ontology annotation, molecular function: DNA-binding transcription repressor activity, RNA polymerase II-specific; RNA polymerase II cis-regulatory region sequence-specific DNA binding; DNA-binding transcription activator activity, RNA polymerase II-specific. Gene Ontology annotation, biological process: negative regulation of transcription by RNA polymerase II; regulation of cytokine production; regulation of immune system process.